Aspergillus oryzae RIB40 is the source of this 1608-nucleotide messenger RNA. RefSeq lists its product as uncharacterized. The transcript has 3 exons. NCBI's taxonomy places the organism in Eukaryota, Fungi, Ascomycota, Eurotiomycetes, Eurotiales, Aspergillaceae. The record is from RefSeq and is a predicted model, not a curated record. Bases 1 to 1608 code for a protein of 535 amino acids. Gene Ontology annotation, molecular function: flavin adenine dinucleotide binding; oxidoreductase activity, acting on CH-OH group of donors.
AUGAGGUUCCUUCGCGCAGGGGCUUUGGCAGCCUCGCUUUCCGCCACCUCCGCCUUGAAGAAUAACACCUACGACUAUAUUGUUGUCGGCGGUGGUCCUUCUGGUAUCAUCACAGCGGAGAGAUUCGCCGAAGCGGGCAAGAAUGUCCUUCUCCUCGAACGAGGUGUCGGUCCCACCGUUAGCACUGGCAACAACGAAACGCUGAGCUGGAACCGUACCUUGACCCCCAUCGACGUUCCUGGACUGUCGGCGGAUAUUGCCAACUUGGACGUCUGGAAUCAGUACAUGUGUACUGACACCGACGGAACUGCGGCUUGUGUGCUGGGUGGUGGUGUCACGGUCAACUACAUGGUCUUUGUCCACCCCCCUGACCAUGAUUUCGAUGACAAGUGGCCCCAGGGAUGGAAAUGGGAGGAUGUCAAGCCCGCGUCUGAGCGUCUGUACCAACGCAAUCCCGGAACCACCCAACCUUCUGCCGAUGGCAACCGUUACGACCAAGGUCUUUACAAAGUGCUCUCCAAGUUCUUCAACCAGCUGGGUUGGAAGUCAGUCGACAUGAUUGCCGCUCCGAAUGAGAAGCACCAAAUCUACAGUUACCCCGCGUGGAACAUCGUGAAUGAGAAGCGUGCUGGUCCGGUUCGUACCUACCUGCCUCUGGUGAAGGAUGCCGACAACUUCACCCUGCGCCUGAACUCUAAGGUCAACCGCCUCGUCAGAUCCGGCAGUGAGGUGACUGGCGUUGAGGUUGUUGACGCGGUCACUGGAAAAACGGAAGUGGUCACCCUUGCUCCCCAUGGCCGUGUGCGCUCUCUACCCCCCCGGGUGCUCUUCAACUCCGGUAUCGGCCCUAAGAAGCAGAUCGAGACGGCCAAGAAGAGUGGUGUCGCCGUUCCGCCGCAAGAGGAAUGGAUCGACCUGCCUGUCGGUGUCGGACUCAAAGACCACCCGAUCUUCACUAUCAAUGUAGACACCGGUGCUGAUUUCGGCCUUCUUGACUACGACAGCAUUGUCAACGGCUCCGACACUACUGACAUUAACCUGUACCGCCAGAACAGCGGAGUCCUCACCCAGGGCAAGCACCGCAUGAUCUUCUUCACUUCUAACCAGGUCAAUGGACACACCCGAUACUACCAGGGAUCCUGUGCGCCCGCAGGUGAGGGUGUCGUCUCAAUCACAGCCUACAUGACCCACGGUCUGACUUCUGAGGGCCUCCUCGGUCUGGACGAGAAGGGUAACACCGUGAUCGAGCAGUCACCCUACCUGACUACUGCUGAGGACCGCACCGCCGCAAAGCUCUUCAUUGAUCAGAUCCUGUACGACAUUACUGACUCAUCCACUGGUUUCAAGUUGCAGGGCAACACUAACACCUCUGCUAUCCUCGCUUCGCCGUCUGUUGGUGUUCACUAUGUCGGCACGGCCAAGAUGGGCACUGACGACGGACGCAAGAACGGCACAUCCGUGGUCGACACCAACACUAAGGUGUAUGGCAUGGACAAUCUGUAUGUUGUUGAUGGCAGUAUGCACCCUGAUCUCCCGACGGGUAACAUCCAAGCCACCAUCAUGGUUGCUGCCGAGCAUGCUGCUGCUAAGAUUCUUGCCCAGCACUAA